Messenger RNA from Nicotiana attenuata, 559 nucleotides. RefSeq lists its product as uncharacterized. The annotation marks the transcript as partial. The transcript has a single exon. The record is from RefSeq and is a predicted model, not a curated record. Lineage: Eukaryota; Viridiplantae; Streptophyta; Magnoliopsida; Solanales; Solanaceae.
AUGCUUACUGAAAAAUUCAGUGCUAUACUUCAAAAUAAGCUACCACAAAAACUUGGUGAUCCUGGCAGUUUUACCAUUCCAUGCACUCUGAGAGGAGUAUAUUUUGAAAAAGCACUUUGUGAUUCUGGAGCUUCAAUAAAUUUGAUGCCAUUUUCUAUCUUUAGAAAAUUGGAUCUUGGUGAAAUGAAAGACAUAGGUGUUUCUCUUCAGUUUGCAGAUCAAAGUACUAAGAAACCUAAGGGAAUAAUUGAAAAUGUGCUUGUAAGAGUAGAUAAGUUUGUGUUCCCUGUAGAUUUUAUAGUGCUUCAAAUGAAAGAAUGUCCUGAUGAACCGAUAAUUUUGGGUAGACCAUUUCUUGCUACAGGAAGAGCAAUCAUAGAUGUUCAUCAAGGGCAACUAAUCUUGAGAGUUGCUGAAGAAAGAGUCAUUUUUGAUAUGCAAAAGAUACUAAGAUUUUCAGGAGAUGAGACAUCAUCUUCAUGCUUUUCUAUUGACAUGAUUAGUGAUCUUGCAGAUGAAUUCAAAGAUGAUCAAUUAAUUUCAGACUCAAUGGAAAGAU